AAAAAACUGGCGAUGGAACGAGCAUCGCCACGACUGGGACUACGUUGGGAUCCCUCCUGAACAGGAGGAAACAGCUGGUGCCCAUGCGGCAGCCUCUGGAUAUAAUAUAUAUACCCGUGAUUCGCGGAAAGAACCUCUUGUUGGGACAAAAAAACCUCUCCUCGGAUCUGCUGGUUCCACUCCGUCCAAUCUGCUGCAUGACGAAUUGGAUGAAGUGGAACGUAUCUGUCGUGCACUUUUCCUCACAUCACCAGAAGGAGCAAAGCAACAACUGCAACAGCAGGCCUCUGGCUCUUCAACUGGAACUUGGUGGAACAGUACAACUUCUGGAAAUACUUGGAACAAAAAAAGCAAGAAAAGUAGUAGAGGCUCAGAUGAACAACAUCUUGGAGGAGGUGAAGAUACAGAAGCAGAACAGAAAGAGCGUAGAUUUCAGGAAUUGA
This is a messenger RNA of Amoebophrya sp. A25, 443 nucleotides long. Lineage: Eukaryota; Dinophyceae; Syndiniales; Amoebophryaceae. The record is from the annotation of a GenBank genome assembly.